GCUUGAGUGGUUCCAGGACCACAUUGGUCUCAACAAUUUUGAAAUGAAUGACGCUUGACACCAGGUUGGCUGUGAAACCAAAUUGUACAUCUGGGCAGUAAGGAUCUAGGUCAGAGAGUUCGAAGUAGGACGUGCUUACGAACGUACAUAACAACACGUGCAGAAGAGUAAGAUAGCAAAAAUAUCUUGAGAUGGCGAAAAACAAACAGAAAGGUAAAAAACAGAUGAAUGUUUUUCAAGUGGCAAACAAGCAAUCCAAGCCCAAGACCAAAACAAAACCUGUAAAGACUUCUUUAAAGCAUGUAAAUGUAUUGAAGAAUGAGAAGGUGGAGAACCUGAACCAGAUUUUCUCUAAGGUGCAGAGAGAUGUGAAAAGUAUUUCCAAAUCGACAGCCAAAGAACAUAAAGAAAAAACAGUGAUGACAAGGGAAAAACCACAGGAAGCAGUGAAUGUGGAUAGUGCCGCUCAACUUUUCUCUCAACUGUAGUGACUUGAAACUAUUUAAAACAACACUUUCUAAAGGACUUUUGUUUAUUGUGCAAACAGCAAGUGAAUAAUGAGACAAAUAUUUCAUGAGCUUGUAGUUCAGUUGGUGUAUUAGAAAAGAAUCUUAAUAUUGAUUAUGAAUAUUAAAUGUUAUGCAAUUCAUCAUUACAUGGUUGUAUAUUAAGGAACCAUUAACUAAAUGAACACAACUAGCUAUAAAUGGCUGGUUUUAUCUGGUCAUUGUGUUAAGACACUUGAUGUAAAAUCCACCAUUAGGAAAAAAUAUUAUAUUUGUAAAUACAAUCAAAUGGACUAAAACAUGAAAAUGUGUCAGUUUUCAUUUUCAGUAAAUAUUUCUUUCAUGCUGACAAGAACUGGCAGCAAGACAGAUGCUUAGUGAGUGCAGAAAUUAGUAUGUUUGUGGUUUGAACUAGAGAAACAUUUUUCAUUGAUGGAAUGGUUUGCAUUCCUGAGGGCACAUAAAUCGAGAACUUGUAGAUUGCAAUGUAAAUAAAGUACAUUAAUCACA
Trichomycterus rosablanca is the source of this 1016-nucleotide messenger RNA. RefSeq names its product ribosomal biogenesis factor (gene rbis). The transcript is spliced from 5 exons. Lineage: Eukaryota; Metazoa; Chordata; Actinopteri; Siluriformes; Trichomycteridae. Gene Ontology annotation, cellular component: nucleolus. The record is from RefSeq and is a predicted model, not a curated record. Gene Ontology annotation, biological process: ribosome biogenesis. The coding region runs from base 192 to 488 and encodes 98 amino acids.